AUGACUGAUUUCAAGAAGACGGCUAUCUUGUCUGUUUACGAUAAGACCGGUCUAUUGGACCUGGCAAAAGGUUUAUCCGAGAAGAAUGUUCGUAUUCUAGCAUCUGGUGGUACCGCACGUAUGGUUCGUGAAGCUGGUUUCCCAGUCGAUGAUGUUUCUUCUAUUACACAUGCUCCUGAAAUGUUGGGUGGUAGAGUUAAGACUUUACACCCAGCUGUUCACGGUGGUAUUUUGGCAAGAAACCUGGAAAGCGAUGAAGAAGAUUUGAAGAAACAAGGCAUUGACAAAGUUGAUUAUGUUGUUUGUAACUUGUACCCUUUCAAGGAGACUGUUGCCAAAGUUGGUGUUACUGUUGCUGAAGCUGUCGAGGAAAUUGACAUCGGCGGUGUUACUCUAUUGAGAGCUGCUGCAAAGAACCACGCAAGAGUUACUAUCUUGUCUGAUCCAAACGAUUACUCUACUUUCUUGUCUGAAUUGACCGCAGACGGCGAAGUUUCCCAGGAAUUGAGAAACAACUUGGCUUUGAAAGCUUUUGAACACACAGCUGAUUAUGAUGCUGCUAUUUCUGAUUUCUUCAGAAAGCAGUACUCUGAAGGUAAGGCUCAAUUGCCAUUGCGUUAUGGUGCUAACCCACAUCAAAAACCAGCUCAGGCUUUUGUCACUCAACAAAAUGAACUACCUUUCAAGGUGCUUUCCGGUUCCCCAGGUUACAUCAACUUGUUGGAUGCUUUGAACUCCUGGCCAUUGGUUAAGGAACUAUCUGCUUCCUUGAACUUGCCUGCAGCUGCUUCUUUCAAACACGUUUCACCAGCUGGUGCAGCUGUUGGUGUCCCAUUGACUGAUGUCGAAAAGCAAGUUUACUUUGUCUCUGAUAUUGAAAACUUGUCUCCAUUGGCGGCUGCUUAUGCUAGAGCUCGUGGUGCUGAUAGAAUGUCUUCUUUCGGUGACUGGAUCGCUUUGUCUAACAUUGUUGAUAUUCCAACCGCUAAGAUUAUCUCCAGAGAAGUCUCCGAUGGUAUCAUCGCUCCAGGUUUUGAACCAGAAGCUUUGGAAAUCUUGAAGAAGAAGAAGGGUGGUAAGUACUGUGUCUUGCAAAUUGAUCCAAACUACAUCCCAGAGUCUAUGGAAACCAGACAAGUUUACGGUGUUAGCUUACAACAAAAGAGAAACGAUGCUAUCAUCAACCAGUCUUCUUUCCGCGAAAUCGUCUCUGAGAACAAGAGCUUGACUGAGCAAGCCGUUGUCGACCUAACUGUCGCUACUAUUGCUCUGAAAUACACUCAAUCAAACUCCGUUUGUUACGCAAAGAGUGGUAUGGUCAUUGGUCUAGGUGCUGGCCAACAAUCCAGAAUCCACUGUACAAGAUUGGCCGGUGAUAAGGCUGACAACUGGUGGUUUAGACAACACCCUAGAGUUCUAGGUAUCAAAUGGGCCAAGGGUGUCAAGAGACCAGAAAAAUCUAACGCCAUCGAUUUGUUGGUCACUGGUCAAAUACCAACCGAGGAACCAGAAAAGAGCGAAUACGAGUCUAAGUUUGAAGAGAUUCCAGCUCCAUUCACCGAACAGGAGAGAAAGGAGUGGUCCUCGAAGUUGACUAAUGUCUCCUUGUCAUCUGACGCUUUCUUUCCAUUCCCAGACAACGUUUACAGAGCCGUCAGAUCCGGUGUCAAGUAUAUCGCUGCUCCAUCUGGUUCCGUCAUGGAUAAAGCUGUCUUUGGUGCCGCUGAUUCAUUCGACUUGGUCUACGUCGAAAACCCAAUUCGUCUAUUCCAUCACUGA
Messenger RNA from Torulaspora delbrueckii, 1779 nucleotides. It is a transcript of the gene ADE17, whose product is annotated as bifunctional phosphoribosylaminoimidazolecarboxamide formyltransferase/IMP cyclohydrolase ADE17. Gene Ontology annotation, biological process: 'de novo' IMP biosynthetic process. Gene Ontology annotation, molecular function: phosphoribosylaminoimidazolecarboxamide formyltransferase activity; IMP cyclohydrolase activity. Gene Ontology annotation, cellular component: cytosol. Lineage: Eukaryota; Fungi; Ascomycota; Saccharomycetes; Saccharomycetales; Saccharomycetaceae. The transcript has a single exon. The coding region runs from base 1 to 1779 and encodes 592 amino acids. The record is from RefSeq and is a predicted model, not a curated record.